This is a messenger RNA of Penicillium soppii, 891 nucleotides long. RefSeq lists its product as uncharacterized. The record is from RefSeq and is a predicted model, not a curated record. Gene Ontology annotation, molecular function: oxidoreductase activity. Bases 1 to 891 code for a protein of 296 amino acids. The transcript has a single exon. NCBI's taxonomy places the organism in Eukaryota, Fungi, Ascomycota, Eurotiomycetes, Eurotiales, Aspergillaceae.
AUGACCACUGCCACAUUCAAAUACAUCGACCCGGCUUCCUACGACCCCCACGCCACCGAGCCUUUCAAAAAGGCCUGGGGAAAAGUCGAUGGGCCGGGUCGCUCCUAUCAACUUACAGACCGGGAGCGCAAAGUUGAAAAUCUCCGUGGCCAAGAGUCUGACUUCACAACCGACAAUUCCGGUUUCGCAGUGUACAACUCGCCCGCCAAAGAGCGCCUUUUCACUGACGACGAUGCCGUGAAAGCGGGGUACUAUGCCGAAGUGGAAGAUCUCCUCCGCAAAAAUCUCUCGGGCGUGAAAAAAGUCGUCAUUUUUGACCACACUAUCAGACGCAGACUUCCUGGCUCAGCGCGCAGUCCCGUGCAACUCGUGCACGUCGAUCAGACGCCCGCUGCCGCGGAAACAAGAGUCCGGCGCCAUGCGCCCCAAGAUGAAGUUGAGGAGUUGUUGAAGGGUCGGUACCAGAUUAUCAAUGUCUGGCGACCGAUUGAGAACCCGGCGACGGAUUUCCCGUUAGCGGUUGUUGAUUGGAGGAGUACUUCGCCGGAUGAUUUCGUGAAGGUUGACCUUCUUUACCCCAAGGAAUGGCAGCAGGGUCAGGAGGUUGCACCGGAUCCUGAGUCUAUGCUUUCCACCGACGGGUAUGAGGUUAAGGGGGAGACUUAUGCGAUUGCUCCCAAUGAGAACCAUCGUUUCUUCUACCAGAAGGAUAUGACUCCUGAUGAGGUCAUGCUUCUCAAGUGCUUUGAUUCUAGGAGCCAUACUCUGACGGAUGGCCGGACUGAUAUUGCUCAUGGGACUGGUCAUACUGCUUUCUUUGAUCCGCAGACUCCUGAGGGAACGCCUGGGAGGCAAAGUAUCGAAGUUAGAUGCUUGGUCUUUUAUGAGUAA